This is a messenger RNA of Micromonas pusilla CCMP1545, 1554 nucleotides long. RefSeq lists its product as uncharacterized. NCBI's taxonomy places the organism in Eukaryota, Viridiplantae, Chlorophyta, Mamiellophyceae, Mamiellales, Mamiellaceae. The record is from RefSeq and is a predicted model, not a curated record. The coding region runs from base 1 to 1554 and encodes 517 amino acids. Gene Ontology annotation, molecular function: GTPase activator activity; protein binding. The transcript has a single exon.
AUGGCGUGGGGCAACGCCGUCGGCGUCGCGUCGUGGGUGGACAAGCUCGCGAACGACGACCCGAGCUUGACGUCCGUGACCGUGUUCCGCGGCCGCGCGUUCGGCCCCGACGAGGCCGCCGCGGUCGCGAACGCGCUGAAGACGAACACGCACCUGCUCGAGCUGUACGCGUCCGGGCACGCGAUGGACGCGCAGACCGCGGGCACGUUCGCGGACGCGCUCGCGACGAACGCGACGCUGCGAUCCCUGUGCGUCGGCGACGACGCGUUCGGCGACGACGGCGUGCGAGCGCUCGCGCCGGGGAUCGCCGCGAGCGCGUCGUUGCGAUCGAUCGAUCUGGAGAACAAAGGCGUCGGCGACGACGGCGCGCGCGCGUUGGGCGACGCCAUUCGCCAUUCGGGCCGCGGCGCGACGCUCGAGAGCGUCAACCUGUCGCGCAAUCCAAACCUGGGCGAAGCCGGGAUCGUCGCCGUGUGCGACGGCGCGCGUUUGGCCGGGGGGUUGACGCGUCUCUCGCUCGCGGGGGCGACGCUCGCGGACGCCGCGUGCGCCGCGAUCGGGCGGUGGCUCGCCGCGUCGACGCGCGUCGACGUCCUCGAUCUCACGGACGCGACGUUCGCGUCGGACGCGGGCGCGGGGCUCUUGCUCGAUGGGCUGCGCGCCGUGGCUGAAGCGGCGGACGAAGAGGAAGACGAAGAGGAAGAGGAAGACGGGGAGACCGAGGAGCCGGGACGCCGGGUCCUGAGGGAGCUGAUUUUGGACGGCGCGAAGCUCGGGGACGCCGGCGCGGUCGCGUUGGCGGGGGGCGGGAGCGCGCGCGGCGGGGGUUUGCCGGUGCGAUGCCUGUCGCUGAUCGGGUGCGGGAUCGGCGCCGAGGGCGCGAUCGCGCUCGCGCGCGAUCUCGGCGCGGUGAACGCCUUGAACUUGAGGGAUAACGCGAUAGGGGACGACGGCGCGAAGGCGCUCGCGGCGCGCGCGAGCGGCAAGUUGAAAACCGUGGACGUCGGCUCGAACGGUCUGGGCCCCGUCGGCGCCGCGGCGUUCGUGGGGCUCGCGCUCGGGUCGACGUUGGAGAGCCUGUCGCUGUUCGGGAACGAGGAGAUCGGUGGCAUCGGGGAGCUGCGGCCCGUGUUGAUGGGCGCGAUCGAUAUGUUGCGACUGCCGUCGUCGAGCGAAGAGCCGUGCGCGUCUUCGAUGAGCGCGGCGUUCGCGACCUUGGACCUCGGCGGGUGCGGGGUGACCCUCGGCGGGCUCCGCACCCUGUGCGAUUGCUUAUCGGAGACGCCGACGCUGUUCCCGAAGCUCGAGACGCUCGUGCUCGGCGGGAACCCCGGGUGCCAGGACGACGAGUGGGAAGACGUCCUCGAGCGUUUGAGAGCGGGACGCGUCGGGUUGGACGCGGCGUGGAGAGCCGCAGACGCGGGGGAGAAUCCGGGGGGCGGGGGCGGGGGCGGGGGCGCGGCGGCGCCGUCGGGGGAGGAGCUUCUGCGACGGUACCGGGAGCAAGAGCGAGAGAACAUCCCGCCGAUCGUGGACGAGCCCGAUAGCGACUAG